This is a messenger RNA of Candidula unifasciata, 705 nucleotides long. The record is from the annotation of a GenBank genome assembly. Lineage: Eukaryota; Metazoa; Mollusca; Gastropoda; Stylommatophora; Geomitridae.
AUGCAGAAUUCAGGCAGCCCACAACUGGACCUAACUGGGAAGCUGAUCAUCAAAGUGACACUGGGGGAUGACAUCAGGCGUAUUCCCAUUCAUAAUGAAGACAUCACCUAUGAUGAGCUGGUCCUGAUGAUGCAGAGAGUUUACAGAGGGAAGCUGAGUACCAAUGAUGAUAUUACCGUCAAGUACAAGGAUGAAGAUGGUGACCUGAUAACUAUUUUUGACAGUUCUGAUCUUACAUUUGCCAUUCAGUGUAGCCGCAUUUUAAAAAUUACAUUGUUUGUUGGUGGGCCUUCUAAAAAUGUGUUGGAACCAGCAAACACAGCAAAUAUUAGAAGAGAGUUACAGGAGAUCCGAGAUAAAGUCAUUGGACUGUUGGACAGGUUGGAACCUGCAUCUCUCGUGGCCGGUACCCAGGCCCUCAAUAUAGCAGAUGGUAUUUCGGGUAAAGGUGAUUCAUCACGUAAAAUUACUUCUGCUGGAUCUGGAUUGUCUAGAACUGUUAACACUGUUGGAGGAAAGGAAUUUGAUCCACUUUCUGCACAGAAAUCAGUGGAAGAAGCUCAGAGUAAAAUUGCUUCUUCAUUUGGCAUUGAUGGGAAUGUGUCAGGAACAUCUCAGUACGACCGAGCUGCCACACCAGACAGUGUCUCCAGCAUAGGCUCGUCUGCCAGCAACCAAGUCAGAGCUCAGCAGAGUGUGUAUCAG